Molecule: messenger RNA, 451 nt
Organism: Onthophagus taurus
Lineage: Eukaryota; Metazoa; Arthropoda; Insecta; Coleoptera; Scarabaeidae
Source: RefSeq, a predicted model, not a curated record
AUUCCGAUAAUCGAAUAACACGCAAUGUUCGCGAAUAAAAUCGUAUUUAGUUUAAUUUUGAUGUUACAAAUUCUGGUUUUUGUAAAAAGUCAAAAUUAUGAAGAAGAAAAUUAUUGUGACACAUAUUUUAAACGAUGUUUUACCGUAUGUUCGUAUUUGACCAGAACAUGUGUCAGAAAAGUAACAUCAAUAAAUCAUCGUACUCAGGUUAUUAUCGAAGAUUAUUGUGAAGGUGAAUUAGCGACCAGAAAUAUUUACACAAGAGAACCAAAUAAACGCACGGCAAUUCAUAUAGUAUGCAGAUUAAAUGAAGAAACCUACGGGAAUUAUGAUGAUUAUAACGUUCAUAUUAAGAAUAUACAAAACAACGAGAUACAAGCGAAGUAAUUAGGUGAAAUAAUAAAUAUUGAAAAAAUGUUAAUCAAUGAAAUAAAUAAUAAGAUAAACAGUU